AUGGUUGCUAACGAUUGUGAGGAAGCAAUAAGUAUUCGAGCGGAGAUUUAUAUUGAGAAAAUUAUAAAAAGGUAUUCAACAUUCGUGGUUAAGCAUUCAUGGUGCUUUCUAUUACUUGGAUUCAGUAUUUGUAUUGCUCUUGGCUUAUCAUCAGUAAUACUACGUGAUCUACCGGAUUUCAAUGAUCCGACAAAAGGUUUCGUUCCACGCGGUAAACAUACAUUAACUUCACGUUUAUUUGUUCUUGAAAAAAUCAAGGCUAAACUUGAUCAACAAUUGGCUACAGCAAAAAUAAUAAAUAAAAAUACAGAAUCAUUAUCAAAAAAGUCUCCUGUGUCCAUCAAUCAAAAUAAUGGAGAAUAUCAAGAAGACGACGAUGAUUUCGAAGAUGACAAUAGUUUAAACCAAAAAGAUCUCGAAGAAGAUCUAAGAGCUACACCAUACGAUUGUGCUUUUAAAUCAUCGAAUCAAAAUCAAUGUUUAAAUAAUCUUCGAGUGUAUGAAUUACUGAAUAAUGGAACUGAUUUUUUAAAAACAUCAAAAUUAAUUCAAUCACAACUUUAUAAACCAAAUGAACAUAUGUGUACAUCGAUUGAUUUAAAUCGUCAUUAUGAAGUUUAUUUUGAAGCAAGUGAUCCGUUAGCUACAAAUUUAUUAGAUAUUGAUAAUCUGUUAUCAUUAUGUAAAAAGCAAUAUGAACUGGUUGAAUUAUUUCAAUUACAUGCAACAUGUCAUUAUACAUUACCAGAAAUGAUUGCGUAUUUUUCUAAUAAAUCAGAUUGUCGACAAUUAACAGCAAGUGAUAUACCAAUAUUUAUUGAUCGUAUACAACGUUGUCAUUCAUUAUAUGACACUGGUCUUAUGCGUUCGGCUGGUUUAAAACGUUAUCGUGCCGCACCCAUUGAUUUGUUUCAAUAUGAUACGUGUUUUCGUUUUAAUUUUUCAUUUCUAACGUUAGAAUAUUUAUUAGACAAGUCAUUUUUAUCGACAAAUAAAACACGCUAUACAGCUAUGUGGUUUUUAAAACCUACAAAGCCAAUUAUAUCAGCAAAUGGAAGUGAAAUUCAUACUUCAAAUACGGCUCAUGAUUUAUUUAUAGAGCAUUUUUAUCAAAAUCCAAAAUUCGAUGAUGGUCGAACACAAAUAUCAGCAUUAAAUUUUAUGGAUAUUCGAAUUCCUUCAGCUAUGAAACAAAUUCGUGCUGAUAUGUUUUUUGUUAUUUUAGCUAUAUCAUUAAUUGUCGGAGUAACAGUGAUUUAUCUUCGCUCAAUAACUGUUGCAUUAAUGACAAAUAUUUGUGUUGGUUUAUCGUUUGCAUGUGCUUAUUUUUCAUAUAAAAUUAUCUUUGGUAUAGAUUUAUUUCCAUACAUAAAUUUAAUGGCAACAUUUAUUUUAAUUGGCAUAUCAUGUGAUAAUGUUUUUGUUAUAUUUGAUGCAUGGUAUUCCGAAAAAUUAGAUAUUUAUAAUGCAGCACGUUUGAACAAGCGUAAAAUAGAGUUUUACGGAAAAUUAACAGCUAAACAAGAAAAACAAUAUAAACGUGAUUGGGAUUAUACAGCAUCAAUUGUAAGUCAACGUUUAACAUUAAAAGAUGAUGUUGAACAACAUAAUAAAGAUGAAACUGGAGAAGAAAAACAUUUUGAUUCAGUUAAAAAUACAGACUUAAUAAGGAUGAUGAAAGUUAACGAACAACAAAUGAUACAAAUGAUGAUAGGAGUUUUAAGACAUGCAGCAGCCAGUGUUUUUGUGACAAGUUUUACAACAUCAGCAGCAUUUUUUACUAAUAUGAUAUCACGUAUUGCCUAUGUACAAUUGUUUGGUUUAUUUAUGGGAUGUUGUAUAUUAUUUAAUUUUCUCAUGACUGUAACAAUGAUUGUAUCAUUUGUAAUUGUUUAUGAAAAAAUAUGUGAACCUCUUUCGGCUCGUCUUGGUUUAUUUAAUCAUUUUCCUGAAAUAUUCGAUACUAUUAUGAUAUCACUAACUCGUGUUAAUCAUGCCAUAUUCACUGUUUAUAUUCCACGUAUCAUAAUCAAAUUUCGUUAUUUUUUCAUAACGUUAUUUUUAAUACUUGGCAUUCUUGGUUUACUAAUUGUUUUUUAUCAUCCAAAAUUAACUCCACCCAAAUCUCGUCGUUAUCAAUUUUUUCAAUUGAGCCAUCCAUUUGAACGUUUUGAAUAUCAAAUGCGUGAUGAAUUUCUAUCCUAUAUUAAUGAAGAUAAAGAAAAUAUAACAAAUCCAUUAUUAAUAUUUAUAUUUGGUGUGGAAGAUAUAGAUUUAGUGCAUCCGUUCAAUCCUGAUAAACAAGAAACUGUUGAUAAUGAAACUAUAGUUUUUAAUAAAAAAAUUGAUUUUUAUGACCCACUAACAUUACGAUGGUUGGAUACAUUUUUAAAAGAUCUUAAUCAAAGUGAAUUAUUUACCAAUGUUCAAAACACCUAUUCGCAAUGGUUAAGCAUUGGUCAAUUAUUACGUGGAUUUAUAGAAACAGAUCUCAGUAUUAAUUCAACGCAUGAUGAAAAUGAAUUUUUUGUACCAUCAACACGGAAUAAAACAUUUGUAGCUAUGAAUCAAUUGCUUAAAUUUUACAAUGAAUCUAAUCAAAUGGCAUCAUCAAGCGACAGUAAUCGGGGUAGUGAUAAUUUUAGAGUUGGAUUUUUACCUGAUCCAAAAACACAUAAUAUACGUGCCUUCUUAUUUCUUGUUAAUAUGAAUGUAAUAUUUGAUCGAUAUUCUGUUCAACAUGAUUACUAUCAAAAAUUAGAAGAAUAUUUUGAGAAACGUUUGGAAAAAUUAAAAUUAUCCGAAGGAUUGGAGGGGCAUGUAUAUGAACAAGUAAAACAUGGUUGGUUUGUUUCGCCUCAAUUUUUAUUUUAUGAUUUAAUGCGUGAAGUUAUUCGUGGUACUUAUACAUCAUUGAUAUUUUCUAUGAUAUUUGCAUUUUUUGUUCUCUUGUUAACUUCUGGAAAUAUUGUGAUAACAUUAUAUGCCAUGAUAACAAUCACAUUUAUAAUAGCUGAUACAGUUGCAAUAUUUGUUUUAUGUGGUUGGGAAUUGAAUAUUCUCGAAACAAUUAUUAUUAUAAUGAGUGUUGGUCUUAGUGUAGAUUUCACUGUACAUUAUGGUGUUGCAUAUAUAAAAGCCGAUUGGCAAAAAUAUCAUCCAAAUCCUCGAACAACAUCAAAUCAUUUAAAAUCACAUCAUUUAACCAAUGGAAAUCCCACAGAGCAAUUGCUCUUAGAACAGGUGCCUCAGACAAAAAAGGAAUUACCUAAACCAUCAGCAUUUGAAAAAAUAAGAGUUUGGCACAGAAAAGGAAAUGCACAACGUUUCAGUCGUAUUAAAAAUAGCCUUAUUCGUGUUGGUUCAGCUGUAUUUAUAGCUGGUUUUACAUCAUUCCUUGCUGGUUUAUCAAUGUCACCAAGCAAAUUAACAUCAUUUUCACAAAUGGGAUUCUUUCUUAUGUUAAUUAUGUUUGUUAGUUGGCUAUUUGCGACAUGGUUUUUCUUACCAUUACUUUCAUUUCUUGGACCGAUUGAUAAAUUUGCUGAUAUACCAUUUGGUAAAUUAUGUCGAUGUGGUAAUCCAUCAUCAAAGCCUGUAGUACAAACUUUAACAGCUAAUGAUGAUGAAGAACAACAUUUAAAAGUGAAAUUAACUGAUGAACAAUCAAUUUAA
Molecule: messenger RNA, 3675 nt
Organism: Rotaria socialis
Lineage: Eukaryota; Metazoa; Rotifera; Eurotatoria; Philodinida; Philodinidae
Source: the annotation of a GenBank genome assembly